Molecule: messenger RNA, 756 nt
Organism: Vanderwaltozyma polyspora DSM 70294
Lineage: Eukaryota; Fungi; Ascomycota; Saccharomycetes; Saccharomycetales; Saccharomycetaceae
Gene: SPT15
Product: TATA-binding protein
Exons: 1
Coding region: 1-756 (251 amino acids)
Biological process (GO): DNA-templated transcription initiation
Molecular function (GO): DNA binding; RNA polymerase II general transcription initiation factor activity
Source: RefSeq, a predicted model, not a curated record
AUGUCAGAGGAUGACCGUUUAAAGAAGUUCCAGGAGGCUAAUAAGAUAGUCUUUGAUCCUAAUACUAGACAGGUUUGGGAGAGUCAGAACAAAGAGGAAAGAGUGGCCAAGGUUGAAGCUACUGGUGAAAUUUUAGAUAACAAGGAAGAAUCCGGGGCAGCAGGAGCAGCGGCUGUUGGAGGAAGUGAAGAAGAAGAAGACGAUGAGGCUACUUCUGGGAUAGUGCCUACUUUACAAAAUAUUGUGGCGACGGUGAAUUUAGGAUGUCGUCUUGAUUUGAAGACUGUAGCAUUGCAUGCACGUAACGCUGAAUACAACCCAAAGCGUUUUGCUGCUGUUAUCAUGCGUAUCAGAGAACCUAAGACUACUGCUUUGAUUUUUGCUUCAGGUAAAAUGGUCGUUACUGGUGCCAAAAGUGAAGAUGACUCUAAACUAGCUAGUAGAAAGUAUGCAAGAAUUAUUCAAAAGAUUGGGUUUGCUGCUAAGUUCACAGAUUUCAAAAUUCAAAAUAUUGUUGGUUCUUGUGAUGUUAAGUUCCCUAUUCGUUUGGAAGGUUUGGCCUUUAGCCACGGUACUUUCUCUUCUUAUGAACCUGAAUUGUUCCCAGGUCUAAUUUAUAGAAUGGUUAAGCCAAAAAUUGUCCUGUUGAUUUUCGUUUCAGGUAAAAUCGUCUUAACAGGUGCAAAACAAAGAGAAGAAAUUUACCAAGCUUUUGAAGCCAUAUAUCCCGUGUUAAGUGAAUUCAGAAAGAUGUGA